GUUCUCUUUUUAUUUCUCUCCAGACCACAUUGAUGAAUAAAAAUUUUAUAUAACUUUUAAUUUAAUUAAGAAAACUUUUGAUCAAAAUGUGUGAAAACUAUAAAGUAGUAAGCAAGAUUGGACAAGGAGGAUUUGGAAAAGUGUUUUUGGUUCAAAAUUCACGCAAAGAAAAUCUGGUUAUUAAAAGCAUCCCAUUGAAAGAAUUUACUCAUUAUGUUAACAAUGAGUUGGAAAUUUUGAAGACUUUGGAUCAUCCAAGGGUUAUUAAAUUUAUCGAGUUCUUUGCGUCUCAAAAAGACUAUAAUUUUGUCAUGGAAUAUGCUGAAAAUGGAACAUUAAGGACACUUAUUAAUAGGUAUCAAGAAAGUCGAUGGAGAUUGACAAAAAAUGAUCUAGCCGAAAUAUUUAUGGACAUAGCUUAUGGCUUGAGAUUUCUUCAUUCCAAAAACAUAAUUCAUCGAGACGUUAAGCCAGAAAAUAUUUUAAUGACUUUAGAUUAUAGAGUCAAACUAGCUGAUUUUGGAAUAAGCAAGAUUGUUGGUGACAGCUAUGCUCAAGCUCAUACAUCCAUUGGAUCUUUAGUUUAUAUGAGUCCAGAAGUUUAUCUACAUCUUCCGUAUGACAAAAAAUGUGAUAUUUGGGCCCUUGGAUUAAUAUUUUAUGAAAUGGCAAUGAUGAAACAUCCGUUUAGUAAAAGUGAACGAGCUCGCAUCUUGAAUCCACUCUUGACUUACCAGUGUCCAAAAGUUGAUUGGAUUGGUCGUAAAUAUGAUCCAAACUAUCAACAAGCUUUAGAAAUGAUGUUGCAACGGGAUCCAGAAAAGCGCAAGGAUAUUAACAUUAUCUGUGCAUUUCCGUUAUUUGAUAGAAUGUUUAGCUUUUUGGAAAAUGAAUGUGCUUUGUACGAAUUGAAAAAGAAGAUUGAUGCUGCUAGGAAUUUGGGACGAAAUUGAAUUUUAUUUGCUCCGUUAAAGAAGCUUAAGCUGUCAUAUUUGUAAUAUUUUGAGUAGAUCUUCCAUUUUUAAAAACAAUUAAUCUUAGUAAAUUUUAACAAACAUUAUAUUUUAAGUUAUGAAUCAAUAAAAAUUACGACUAUAUGCAUGGAAACGAA
Messenger RNA from Chironomus riparius, 1111 nucleotides. NCBI's taxonomy places the organism in Eukaryota, Metazoa, Arthropoda, Insecta, Diptera, Chironomidae. The record is from the annotation of a GenBank genome assembly.